Trichoderma virens Gv29-8 is the source of this 2844-nucleotide messenger RNA. RefSeq lists its product as uncharacterized. The transcript is spliced from 3 exons. The record is from RefSeq and is a predicted model, not a curated record. Gene Ontology annotation, biological process: regulation of gene expression. Gene Ontology annotation, cellular component: nucleus. Gene Ontology annotation, molecular function: protein binding. The coding region runs from base 1 to 2844 and encodes 947 amino acids. Lineage: Eukaryota; Fungi; Ascomycota; Sordariomycetes; Hypocreales; Hypocreaceae.
AUGGCAGCAGCUGCUUAUGCAAAAGAUUUACUUUAUCGAAUUCCUCCUACUAAGAUUGAAGCUGAGAAGAGGAUUCUUGAUAUUAUUUCUGGUGUCCGGGAGGGCGUUGACAAGCUCCUUCAUACACAACGUGUUAAAGAACAAGAAACUAUUCUCAAUUGGCUUUCACCAGUCAAUUAUACCCCUUUACAAAUGGACUAUAUUAGGAAACGGCAGCCUGGAACUGGAAACUGGUUUCUAGAAUCUGCAGAGUACCAAGCGUGGCUGAAGACUGACAAGCAAACGCUAUUCUGCCCUGGUAUUCCUGGAGCAGGGAAAACCAUCAUCACAGCUAUUGUUAUCGACGACCUUCACAAAGGGUUUCAGAAUAACCUGAGUGUAGGCAUCACCUACCUAUACUGUGACUUUCGCCGGCGACACGAACAGACAAUAGAAGACUUGCUUUUAAAUUUAGUAAAGCAAUUUGCUCGGCAGCACACUUUUGUACCCAUUGAAAUACAGCAACUCUAUGAAAAGUGCAAAAAGGAAAACCGACAACCAUCCUUCGAUGAGAUAUCGCAGCUUCUUCAUUCCGUCAGCAAACUCUACUCAAAGGCCAUCAUUGUUAUUGGCGCAUUAGAUGAAUGUCAAUCCGAUUUAUGCCGAACAAGGCUUCUAACUGAGGUAUUCAAACUUCAAGACAAGACGAGUGCAAAUGUCUUCUUAACUGCAAGACUUAUUCCUGGAAUCCUGGAAAUAUUGAAAGAAAGCGUGUCGUUGGAGAUUCGAGCUCAAGAUGAGGAUGUGCAAAGAUACAUAAAGGAUCAGAUAACACGGCUGCCGUCAUUCGUCUUGAAUAAUUAUGAAUUACAAGAUAAAAUUAAGACAACUAUAUCCAAGGCCGUUGAUGGGAUGUUCCUUCUUGCCCCGCUACAUAUGGAAGCCCUAGCUCGAGAGCCAACAACUGGAUACAUUGAAAUAGCACUACAUAGCUUGCCCGAAGGAUUAGAAGCAGUAUAUAAACGAGCAAUGAUAAGAAUUGAAAGUCUAGGGAAAAGUACCCAAGAACUAGCGAAGACAAUUCUAUCCUGGAUUGUACAUGCGAAAAGAACGCUCUCUAUAAGUGAGCUCCAACACGCAGUUGCAGUCAAGCCCGGGGAGUCAGAGCUGAAUUCGAAAUUCAUUCCAAGUAUCGAGACUAUAGGCACAAUUUGUGCAGGCUUGAUCACCAUUGACAUUCCAGGUAACACCGUUAGGUUGGUGCAUUACACGACUCAAGAAUACUUCGAAAGGACACAUGAGAUGUGGUUUCCAAACUCGAAGUCCAAUAUCAAGACAAUCUGCAUUACAUACCUCUCGUUUAGCGCCUUUGAGAGUGGAUAUUGUUCGACAGACGCCGAAUUCCAGGAGCGACUGCGGUCAAAUCCCUUUUACAACUAUGCAGCAUGCAAUUGGGGGCACUUUGCACGUGAGACUUCGAUAUGUGGCCAGGAGACCAUAAAAUUUCUCAAAUGUGAUGCGAAAGUGGAGGCUUCCAGUCAGGCGCUGAUGAAAACCAGACUGGUCCCCGGAGAUUCAAAAGGAAGUUAUUAUUUUCCGAAGGGCAUGAGGGGUUUACAUUUGACGGCAUAUUUCGGGAUUGAAGAAGCGGCAAAGGCUCUACUUGACAGCUAUCAUCCCAAUGGUCAUGAUAGCUUUGGACGGACACCGUUAUCGUAUGCAGCAGAAAAUGGAAAUGAGUCUGUGGCGCGGCUGUUGCUUGCUACAGGCAGAGUCAGCAUCAACUACAAGGAUAGAGAUGAAGAGACACCUCUAUCGCGGUCGUUGAAAAAUGGCCAUGAAGCGAUGGUCAAGCUAUUACUCGCACAAAACGGUAUCGACCCGAACCCGAAGAGACUCAGCGGUACGGAUUUCUAUGGCCAAGAUCGGACACCAUUAUCAUUUGCCGCAGAAAGUGGGAAUACGGCAGCAGUCAAGAAACUGCUCGCAACGAAGGGUGUUGACAUAAACAUCAAGGCCAGGACUAGUUAUGGAGAUCAUGGACGGACUCCUUUGUCGUACGCAGCAGGGGAGGGGCAUGAAGAAGUGGUUAAGUUGCUGCUUGCGAUGGAUAAUAUUGAUCCAGAUCUCGGGACAAGUCGUCGCUACAAAACUACGAACCGUACGCCUUUGUCAUUUGCGGCACAGAGUGGGCACACAUCGGUGGUUAAGCUGCUGCUUGGAUGCUCAGCGGUUGACCCAGACUCUAGAGCGGGUGGGGAGCGCACUCACAGUCGCACGCCGCUGUCGUAUGCCGCAGAAAAUGGGCACGAAGCUAUAGUGCGGUUAUUACUCGCAACCGGAAAGAUUGACGUCAAUAUUGAGGCCGGAGGAGAGUAUAAUACUGGACGGACAGCGCUAUCAUAUGCGGCAGAGAAAGGGCAUGAGGCAGUAGUCGCUCUGUUACUCGCAACGAAGAACAUAAACUCCAAAUGUAGAGGCAGCCCGUGCAGUCACAGUGGGCGAACCGGACGGACUGCGCUAUCAUAUGCGGCAUGCGAAGGGCAUGCAGAGGUGAUGCGCCUGCUCCUCACCAUAGAUGGAAUUGAUGUGAAUUCUAAGGAUUUCACCGGGAGAACAGCCUUAUCCCUUGCGGCAGAGAAUGGCCAUGAGCCGGUGGUGCGCCUACUCCUUAGGGUGGACGGAGUGGACGUGAACUCUAGGAACAACCACGGAGAGACAGCCUUAUCACUUGCGGUAAAGAACGGCCAUAAGGCGGUGGUACGCCUACUCCGCAGAGUGGACGGAGUGGACUUGAGCUCUAAGGAUAACGGCGGACAGGCAUUCUUAUCACUUGCGAUAGAGGAGCUCAUGAGCCGGUGGUGA